UUAGUGCAAGAGAGAUUGGCGGUGCAAAUUGAAUUUGAAAUUCAAACGCAACGUAUACGUACAUACUUUCACUUGCAUUAUUACGGGCUCGUGUGUGUGUCCACCUACCGCGAUCACGUAAGAGUAAAAAUAACUUUCCGCAUAGAACCGAAGCGAUAAUGAUCGGUUUAAUGACAGGGGAAAAAGUGGCGGUGCAUUUUUUAACCAUCUUAUUCGUGCGAUCUGAGUGUUUAUUUACAACUGUGCAAAUUUCAACAAUGGAGGGGAAAUUAUUUAGCCGAGUGGAACUGAUUUAGCUCAUAAUAUUUUCCAUUCUGGUGUUGAGAUGGACUCUCAGCAACAACAAUUCUGUUUGAAAUGGAACAGUUUUGGUACAAAUCUUGCAACAUCGUUCAGCAACCUCUUCAAAUCCGAAACUUUGGCCGACGUGACGUUAUUUUGUGACGGAGUAACAUUUAAGGCCCACAAGCUGAUCCUGGCAGCAUGUAGUAAACACCUAGCCGACUUGUUCGAAACGUCGCCCCCUCACCAAAACCUAAUAAUCAUCCUCGAUGGCACCUCGGCGUCCAACAUGUCCGCCCUGUUGGAGUUCAUGUACAAAGGGGAAGUCCACGUGUCCCAAGACUGCCUGUCCAGCUUCCUCAAAGCUGCCGAAUGCCUCCAGGUCAAAGGCCUGAGCAUCGAGCACGAAAAGCUGGCCGUGGCCCAAAGCCACAUGGACACGACGUUGGACUCCCCACGCAAGCACCUCAAAGUCCUCAAAGAGGAGAUGGACACCUCCUCCAGCCAGCAGCAGUCGAGCCCGUCCCCCAGCUACUCGCCCGCCAUGUCGCCCUACAUGCACCCCCAUCACUACCGGCAGUACGAGCAGCGUAUGCCUGCCACGGGGGCUGCCUUCGAAUCGGCGAUGAAGCGGCCGUUGCGCAGCCCCAGCGAGACUCUCCACGAACGAGCGUCGGUUUUGCGCGAUGGCAGCAAAACGGCCGGACGUCCGGGCAGCCCCCAUGGGCCCCUCUCGCUGGCUUUCAGGCCCUCGUUGCCACUGCAGCCCGAGGCUGACGCCCCGCCGGAGAAUAGGUUCGAUCCGGACCCGGCGACGGCGGUGGUGUGUCCAGAGAGCAAUACUUCGGAGUGCUGCCAAGACAGUGGCUGUGCUGAAGAUUUAAGGAUGAAAAUGGAACCGGCUAUUCAACAAGACGAACCGCCGAACAGUACGAGCGGUAGCAGUGGAGGGAUCAGCAAUAACGGUUCGGCUAAUGGGUCACUGGGACAGAUUAAUAAGUAUGAUCACGAGAGGGAUAAGGAUUUGGUACCGCCGUCGUUGUGGAAUUCUGUGGGAAAAUUGUCGCAUAAAAGCGGAACGGUUAAUACGCCCGAUGGAAAGAAAUUGAAGUGCCCUUUUUGUGAACGAUUGUACGGCUAUGAGACCAACUUGCGCGCUCACAUACGACAGCGGCACCAGGGGAUCCGGGUGCCUUGUCCGUUCUGUUCACGUACUUUCACCCGCAAUAACACAGUGAGGCGGCACAUAGCCCGCGAACACAAAGCCGAAUUGAGUCUGAAGGCGUUUCAGAACCAGCAACAGCAGGUACACAACCAUAAUCCAUAAAGAAACAAAACCAAUGCUGAAACCACAACUACCUGAUAUUUUUAAAUGUAAGGUGCACCCCGAGACGGGCGUCAAAGCUUGAGAUCUGAUGUAAAUAUAAUAUAUUCUCGUCUUGCGCGCCCCUGUCUCGGAUUCAUGACUCUUGUCUGUGUUGUUAUCUUAAAUAUGGUACGUGUCAUUUUUUAUACUUUAGUUAAGGAGUAGGAAAACGUAAGGAGAUAGAAACAAUACGAGCUGGUCUUGUUUUGUUUUUGUAAAAAUGUGCAAGUGCUAAGAUUUAAGCUUUCUUUACACUCAGGUUGUUUACUACAUUUUAAGACCGAAAGAUGAGUUAUUUACAAUAUUCCCAAACGAGCGGCGCGGAAAAAUUUGUCUCGAGGUCUCUAAUUUUUUUCCUUGUACUUAUAUUAUUUUUUUAACUACUUACGUCGAUAGGUUUAAGUAUUAAUUAAGUGAAAUUUUGUAUGCCAGGGUGUAUGUGAAUAUUAACCGUCCUGGCCAUGCGGUUAUAACCGUUAACCCAGAAACUACCUCAUAACUUUAACGGCUGCCUCAGUUUUCUUUACCAUUUUAGUAUCAGCUAGUCAUUUAGUGCAACACAUUUAAAUUUAGAAUUUAGUUACAAUCGAAGCUCAGGUAUGGUAGCAAAUUACUUUUCGCCCCCUUUGAGAAGCUUUAACGAUUUAUUUUCGGUGAAUACAAUUCACGGUAAACGAUGUGAUCCGAUUUUGUUGGCUCAAUUUUUUUCGGGUUUUGAAAAAAGGACCCUGAUUGUGUCACUGCGAUUUUUCCGCCGAUUGGGGUUUAUUGAAGGUAACAACAUGCCAUAAUUGCUAUACAAUGAACCAAAUAGAUAUUAAUUAUAAGCUACUAGUCAUUAAAUCAAUAGCUACUUCUGCAUAACACUACCUCAACAAUCUAUAUAAUGUAUAUUACAGUAUUUUUCUUGUAUUACGGGUCUAUUUUUCAUACAGUUACUGUUGAAUACGUACAGACGACACAAGUGGCUUUUCAGUUACAUCAACUACCUCAUAGAACAUGACAAUUCAUCGCUAAUUUAUUCUAAUCGUAGAUUUUUUUAAAAAGGAAUUAUUAUAUUUUAUAGGAAUUGUAAUCGCACUGUUAUACAAUUGAGAGCUUUUUAUAAGAACGACCACAGUACAAAAUUUCUUUUUUUACACACACUUUUCUCCGGCUUACUGUGUCUCAAGUAGCUUCGUCCUAAUGCACUCAGUUAUUUUGCGAUUUGUUAAGGCUGUAAAUAUGCAUGUCAUGGUUUGCGCUUAAAUUCAUGAAAACAAAAGGGAAUUGUUGUGCUGUAAUUAUAUUUAUUUGAGAAUCUUUUUUGUUUUUGUUGAUUUAAACCAAACAUUGAAAAAAUCUGAGGCAUUCAGGGUUCCAUUUUCGUGUUUUUAUAUAUGUAUGUUAUAGUUACUUUAGGCUUAAAGUGUAAUUAAGUUUAUUCGUAUGUAAUACCCUUCUUUGAGAAAGAAAAGAGAGAAAUUUUUUUGUUGUUGAGAGUUGAUCGUGUCAACUAUAAAAAAUUCGAGUUUUUUUUAAUCUUAUGAAGAAAAAAAAUUGGGUUUGAUAUAUUAUAUGCACAGUGAUUGAUUGGUGAUGGAACUGGACAAAAAUUAAUCAGUGAAAACGGAAUUGUUUCGAUUUUUAUAAUGGAAAAUUUGAGGAUUUGGUCAGUGUUUGAUGGUAAAACCAUGUCCUCGUGUGUUGUAAACGGCUUUUCUAUAAAUUUGUGCUGUUCCUGAUGUUAUCACGAGUCGUUUCCAUCUGUUUUUUACAUGUUUACAUCUACUGUGUCAUAUUGUAUUACUAGUGGCAAUGCAAUGUUAACGUGGCGAUCGAUGUGAAUGUGACGUUUCUUCAUAAUUUCGCAAUAAUCUCAGGUAUUUGUUCAGGGAUUUUUUCGUUUAUUUUUUACAUACAUAUGCAUGUUAUUAUUUUUAAGGCGUGUGCAUGCGAUGUAUGACUGUUAUAUUUCUACUAUAUGUUAUCACAUUUUCAUGUAUGUUACGAGUGUCGGACGUGAAUUUCGCUAGAAGUUCGCCUCCGAUGGGCUAUUUGUAUAUAUUGGCACUCGAAUAAUGUUAUUUGUUGCCUGUUAACUCAAUACAGAGGUCACAAUUUAUAAUAUAAUCGACACAUGUUACGUGACAGUACAAAGAAACAAGAAUUUUUAUGGAAGCAAAAAUUGUAAAUCUACCUCAGACUAAUGUAUUCCACUACUCCUUCGUUGAAAAUGUUAGUACAAACAAUGUAAUUGUAUAUUGUUUUAUAUGCGACUUACCUAGGUGUUUAUGUAAACUCAGGAAUACCAAGAGUACAAAACGCAAUGAAAAAUUUUAAAUAAUAUUGUAAUAGUAUUCAGGGAACGCCAGAAUCUCGUCAGAUUAUAUUGUAAUGUUUAAUAGAUUGUUAUAUUGCGCAUACAUACAUAAUAUUUAGAAGACAUUCUAGGUAAGAGCUACUGUCAUAGAUUAAGGGAUUGUCCUUUAGUCUCUGCAUGUAGUAUGGAUUCUACCAGCAAACGGUACUCGUGUUUUUUCAUUCUUACUAUAUUAUAGUACCUACCCAUCCAAAAUACUAUAUGCUGUGACACUCACUAUGUAACUAACUAACGCAACAGUUAUGUGUUCCUAGACGAUAACAUUACAUUGUCACACUGUUAAAAUUUACACAAUGUAAUGUAAUGUGUACAGCCAUCACGAACCCACUCCUUGCAUUGGGAGUAUAAUUAUCAACUACUUAUUGUAUAUAAGUAAUUUAAAUGCAAGUAAUUGACUAUGUAUUCAUGUUCUGUUUUACUUAUUAAUUUUAAUAAACAAUUUGUCGUU
Molecule: messenger RNA, 4458 nt
Organism: Tribolium castaneum (red flour beetle)
Lineage: Eukaryota; Metazoa; Arthropoda; Insecta; Coleoptera; Tenebrionidae
Gene: chinmo
Product: Chronologically inappropriate morphogenesis
Exons: 5
Coding region: 326-1609 (427 amino acids)
Biological process (GO): regulation of transcription by RNA polymerase II
Cellular component (GO): nucleus
Molecular function (GO): protein binding
Source: RefSeq, a predicted model, not a curated record